AUGCCAAAGGUAUCCGACGUAUCCCAGAGCGAGCCACAAGUCGCAUAUGUAGCUUCAUCUGCAUCCGAGUCGGAGAACUCUGAGCUUGAGGUUGAGAACUCGGAGGACUCUGAGCAAUCCGAGAGCGAGCAGAUCGAGCCUGCUCGGGCUGAGCGUGAGCAGUCUGAGGAACCAGAAACAACCAGCAGUGAUGGUGGCGAUGGCGGUGACGAAAGUAACGACAGUGAUGAUAGCGAUGGUGCUGAUGGCUAUGAUAGCGAUGAUGAUGACAACAUCGUGGGAUCCCAGAACACAUUAAAGCGUCGGCCACCCUCACCAGAAGACUCACCAGAAGACAAAGCCCUGCUUAUUCACCAGCAGCGACAGGAGAAGCGUGCCAAGCGCAACCACUGGACAGAUGAAGAGAAGGAACGGCUGUUUGAAAAGCUGAAACAUGGACGGGCAUCACUGGUCGAGAUAGCCAAGCAUGUCGGCCCAGGCAAGUCUCUAAGACACGUGGCCGAGUACAUAGAGCACAUGCAGUUCUGGUCGAAUCGACUUGAGCCCGUAUUUCCCGAUGAUGGCGACGACAGCGGCGACGGCCAUACCUCAGCCGAGGAAAUGAUGAUCCAAGACAUCGACAGUGACGGUGGAGAUUGCGGCGAGAUUGUGAACCACCCGGCGGUGCACAUGUUCCAUAGGGAUAUGGUCCGAAAUGUGGCGAGGCAGUACUACGUAAAAGCUUCAUUUGUGGUGUCCCCGAUUCUCUACACAGAUCUGGCGAGUGAGCUGGAGAGGUUCCUGCGUAGAAUCAUUACCCGGCUCAUCAUAAAGCACACGUCCAAUGGCACCGUGGUUCUUGCGGAGAAUGAGCUACCGCAGAUUGUGGCCAGCAAGCUAGAUGUGAGGCAAGCAAUACGCGACGAGGGAUUCGGCGAAGACCUGCGGAUGUCAGCCGGUCGCGCAAGAUCCGCUGGAUACACGUCCAAGCUGGCGUCUUCCCCAGUCGAGUACAGCUAUUCGGACAAUGACGGCUCCGCCGCUCUCCGAGACUUCAUCAUUGAUGAUGACCCAGUAUACAAGUGUGCUGCUCCCAGCAGUAGAUUUGGCAAUGGUGACAGCGACAGCGAUUAUGACCUAUCUGGCGAGGACAAUGGCUCAGACGAAGACGCCAGUGUCGAUGUUCGGGCCAGUGAGACUGACCCCGGCGAAUCAGACGGAAUUCACGAAGAGCCGACUGCUACCGGUAGCAGCAACGACAGCGACUAG
Messenger RNA from Linderina pennispora, 1248 nucleotides. RefSeq lists its product as uncharacterized. Lineage: Eukaryota; Fungi; Kickxellomycota; Kickxellomycetes; Kickxellales; Kickxellaceae. The coding region runs from base 1 to 1248 and encodes 415 amino acids. The record is from RefSeq and is a predicted model, not a curated record. The transcript is spliced from 3 exons.